AUGGCCCUUAACACUACCAAAAGUAACGUCAGUACCACUGCAGAAGCACUACAGGGAACCAUCGCGAUUGCUACUUUUCAGACUGCGUUUUCACAGACAGUGGUCUGCGUCUUGCUAUAUGUGAACUGUGCCAUGAUCUUCACAUUCUUCAAAAAGGAGGCCUUUCGAGAGAACGCACGCUACAUGCUGUUUGCUCACAUGCUGCUCGUCGAUACGAUGCAGCUGGCGUUGGUUGAUUUGUCUGUCCUGCUAGUCUGUUGCCGCAUCUUCCCACCUGACGGAGUGCGCAUCCUUCUGAGUAUGUUAAUGUUCGCUUUAUCCUAUCACACACCUCUGACUCUAACUGCAAUGUGUUUGGAACGCUAUGUGGCUAUUUGUAUGCCACUAAGGCAUGCCGAUAUCUCUACGGUCAAAGCUGCCUGGGUUAGUAUUGGGGUUGUUUGGGUUAUUGGCUGGGUCCCCCCCUACAUUGAUCUUUUUAUUGUCAUAGCAACAGAGCGACCACCUAUUUACACAGAAGGCGCAUAUGUAUUUUACGAAAUUAUGUUGCGGUACCCGUGGCAAUACAUCCUGAGGUCAAGCAUUUGUCUGUUCUAUUUUGGAGUAAUAGCCGGAAUUGUGGCAUUCACCUAUAUUCAGAUAAUACGGGUAGCUAGAUCUGCUUCAGCAGAUAAGAACUCCACAUCCAAAGCUGCCAACACGAUAAUCAUGCAUGCUAUUCAGUUAGUGUUUUCUAUACUCGUAUUUAUUUGCCCUCUUAUAGAAGCGGAGGUAAAGAAAAUAGACACGCAAAGCCUAUUAAGGUUGCGGUAUUUUCACUUCAUUGUGUUUACUUUGUUCCCGCGCUGUUUAAGUCCACUUAUCUACGGUCUGAGGGAUGAAAAAUUCAGUAGGGUGCUUAAAUAUUAUAUUAUUUGUGGAUUGACAAAAACAGUGGUCCCAGUUGCAGUAGACAUGUAG
Messenger RNA from Polyodon spathula (Mississippi paddlefish), 960 nucleotides. RefSeq names its product odorant receptor 131-2-like. The record is from RefSeq and is a predicted model, not a curated record. Gene Ontology annotation, molecular function: G protein-coupled receptor activity. Bases 1 to 960 code for a protein of 319 amino acids. Gene Ontology annotation, cellular component: membrane. The transcript has a single exon. NCBI's taxonomy places the organism in Eukaryota, Metazoa, Chordata, Actinopteri, Acipenseriformes, Polyodontidae. Gene Ontology annotation, biological process: G protein-coupled receptor signaling pathway.